AUGGACGGCAUCGACGUUGACUGGGAAUACCCCAACACCCCGGCACUCAAUAAGCAGUGUGUCAUUCUUUUCCAGGAGCUUCGCCAGGCGCUCGACGAAUACUCGGCCAAGCACGCCAACGGGUAUCACUUCCUUCUUACCUUUGCCGCUCCCGCUGGCCCUCAGAAUUAUGGGGCGUUUGACUUUGCGGCCAUGGACAAGAACCUCGACUACUGGUCGCUGAUGGCUUAUGACUUUGCUGGUAGCUGGGACAACACCACCGGCCAUGCCUCCAACGUCUUCCCCAACCCUUUCAACCCUACCUCGACAAAGUUCAGCAUCAACAAGGCCCUUGAUGACUACAUCAAGGGCGGUGUCGCCCCCGGCAAGUUCAACCUCGGCAUCCCACUGUACGGCCGUGGCUUCAACAACACCGAUGGUAUGGGAAAGCCGUACCACGGCGUCCCCGUCGACUCGCUCGGAAACCAGGGCACCUUGACGUACAAAUACCUUCCCCUCCCCGGCGCUAAGGUUGAGUUUGAUCCCAUCGCUCAGGGAACGUACAGCUAUGACAGCAAGACGAGGCAGCUUUAUUCUUUUGAUGAUAUCAAGAGCGCCGGCGUCAAGACAGACUACCUCCAGUUCCGAGGCCUCGGAGGUGCCAUGUACUGGGAGGCUUCGGGUGACAAGACGGGCGACGAGAGCAUCGUGUCUUACGUCGCCAAGAAGAUUGGGCUGGAGAAGUCCCAGAACUUGGUGUGGUACCCCGUGUCUCAGUAUGACAACAUUCGUGGGAACCUGGGCCAGGCAGUUGCAAAGCAGUCGUAG
This is a messenger RNA of Verticillium alfalfae VaMs.102, 807 nucleotides long. RefSeq names its product endochitinase. The record is from RefSeq and is a predicted model, not a curated record. Gene Ontology annotation, biological process: carbohydrate metabolic process; chitin catabolic process. The transcript has a single exon. Gene Ontology annotation, molecular function: chitin binding; chitinase activity. Bases 1 to 807 code for a protein of 268 amino acids. Gene Ontology annotation, cellular component: extracellular region. NCBI's taxonomy places the organism in Eukaryota, Fungi, Ascomycota, Sordariomycetes, Glomerellales, Plectosphaerellaceae.